AUGAAGGUUCUUUUAACUGGUGGUAGUGGCUUCAUAGGCACCCAUAUUCUGAAAGAACUGCUGAACCACGGUCAUGAGACUGUCGUCACUGUGAGGUCGGCUGCAAAAGGAAGCUUUCUGGUCAACAAGUUCAGGUCAAGUGGCAAUGUCUCCUUUGUCGUCGUCGAGGAUGUUGCUGCUCCCAAUGCGUUUGACCAAGCAAUGCAGUCGACGCCUGCCUUUGACGGAAUCAUCCAUUCCGCAUCACCAUUCCAUUUCAACAUCAGAGAUGCAAAGAAAGAUAUCCUCGAUCCUGCCAUCAACGGAACGACAAACGUUCUGACAGCGGCGGCUGAAUACGCCCCUUUUGUUAAACGGGUUGUGAUUACGUCCUCGCUCGGCGCAAUGUUGAGCAUGCCGAAUCAUCCAGAUGAGUACAACGAGACAGUCUGGAACCCCACUACCAUGGAGCAAGCUCUCAAUGACUUUGCCUUGACCUACAACGCAAGCAAAAAGUUUGCUGAAUUGGCUGCGUGGGACUUUCUGCGCGACAAGAAACCUGCAUUUUCUCUAGCCACAAUAAACCCGCCAUUCGUGUUCGGUCCUGUGAUUCACGACCUCCGAUCACUCGACAACAUCAAUACUUCCAAUGGCAGAAUCUUGAGUGCAGCCAACGGAGGCUUCAGAGACAAAAUUCCACCGACCGGGAGUUUUAUGUGGGUGGACGUGCGAGAUGUGGCGCUUGCUCAUGUCCGGGCUCUAGAGCGACCCGAUGCUGGUGGUCAUCGUUUUUUGCUCGUCUCGAGUUUCUGGACAAACAAAGAUCUGGUUGAGACAAUUGGCGUGCAAUUCCCUGGUCUGAAGGCAAACCUCCCCAGAGAAAUUAAGAGCGAUAUGCCGGACGAGAUGUUUACAUUCGAGAUCGAGCCUUCACGGAGCAUAUUAGGUCUGCAGUAUAUUCGAUUUGAAAAAAGCGUUGUUGACACUGUGAACUCGUUGUUAGCAAUUGAUCCGAGCUUGGGUCUCAAAUGA
Exophiala spinifera is the source of this 1011-nucleotide messenger RNA. RefSeq lists its product as uncharacterized. Bases 1 to 1011 code for a protein of 336 amino acids. The transcript is spliced from 2 exons. The record is from RefSeq and is a predicted model, not a curated record. Lineage: Eukaryota; Fungi; Ascomycota; Eurotiomycetes; Chaetothyriales; Herpotrichiellaceae. Gene Ontology annotation, molecular function: oxidoreductase activity, acting on the CH-OH group of donors, NAD or NADP as acceptor.